Messenger RNA from Hemiscyllium ocellatum (epaulette shark), 1428 nucleotides. RefSeq lists its product as uncharacterized. Bases 252 to 1397 code for a protein of 381 amino acids. NCBI's taxonomy places the organism in Eukaryota, Metazoa, Chordata, Chondrichthyes, Orectolobiformes, Hemiscylliidae. The transcript has 9 exons. The record is from RefSeq and is a predicted model, not a curated record.
UGGUCAGUUCAAUUUGAUUUGGAGUUCAACUUGAGGCGGGAGCAGUUUGAGCAACUCAGUGACGAGGGUUGAACUGGUUACUGGGCCCCGGACAGGAGAAGGCAAGUCGGGACUCGGGUCGGCUUCCACUUGGACUACAACAUGAGCUAAACAUCAGGAAACAGUCUAUCCUGGUGCCGCAUAAACCAAGGUCUGGGAGCUGGGGAAGGGGAAGUCUCUAAACUGUGGAUAGUUGGUCAGAGUACUGCAUUAUGGUUCCUACUCCUAGAACAAACAAAGUUCAAGAAGUAGCUGGCAGUCCAUGCAAGAACCUCCAAAUAGAAGUAAAAAUGCAGUCUCAGCAACUCCUUGCGAACAGAAUGGAAAACAUGGACACUCCUAAUCUCAAAGGCAGGACAGCUUUUAUUCCACGGCAGCGAUUGGUGACUCCCCUGAUUUCAAACACAUUGAAUCAUCUGAUCUCUAGUGUUGAAAACAGCCAGAGAAAAUCAGAAAAACCAAUCAGCCCAAAUCUUGAAAUGCUUAGAAUGACACCAGGUCUUCAACAGAAACAAAAGAUUUUACAGGAAAAACAUCUGAAGGCAAAAUCCUCAUUGGACAAGAUUCCUGUAGGAGGUGGUGUCAGCCUAUGGCCAGACAUGGAUGAUAUGCGACUUACUAAAAGAGAAGUACUUGUUCUCACUAUAUCAUCUUUGCUCCUAAUUUUUGCUGUCGUCACCUUGUUUGAAUACUUGCAUGGCCCAUUACUAUUACACUUAAAUUACUAUAGUGGGAGAGUCAGGACAUUCCAUGGGCAACACCCUAUUGCAAGGAGCUCAGAAGUAGCACUCAACCAAUCGCUCAUAAGGUGGCACAAGGAUUUCUGGAAACUACUGGAUAACAUUCAACAACAGUUUGAAGUGCCCUUUUGUUGUGUGCAUGCAACCUUCAUCCUCUAUAUCAUGUUUUACGUUGCUGGAAUAACAGUGCUGCUUUACUACUUAGUGGAUAAUAUGAUUCAGAAAAGUCGACUCACUCCAAAGAGAAUAAAGACCUGGUUAACUCUGCUGGUGGUUACUGCAUCCUGGACAUUUCUUAUGAUAAAGCUGCUGGUUGCUGCACACCAUCUUGAACGUGAAAUUGAAGGAACAGUGUACACUUUGAUAGAAGAACUGGCCGACCUAGCAGCAACUGGUCAUGAUCUUCGCUGCUACCAUGACAUUGUUACCUAUUGGCAAUUUCGAUGCCUUCCUCCAACAACUCGUGGAAUAUUGAAAAUCUUUGGAAUAAUUAAAGUCCAUGAUAUUUCCUUUUACUUCCAUUACUAUAGCUUGCCAGUGAUUACUGCAUUGUGCACACCAAUUAUUAAACUACUACUUGCAUUGAAGACCAUCUACAGCAGACCACGAGUCUGCUAAACAAACUGUUGUAAUUUUAACUUUCUUCCAA